GCAACUCCACAUUAUUCAGGUCAACUCAACUGAAUUGAAAAUUUGUGAAACCGAAAAUCGAAUUAGUAUUCGGUUUCAGUUUCGGUUUCGGUUCGUAUUAACCCGAAUAAUGAACACCUACGGGUUUGACCCAUAUUUUAUGGGCCAAAACAGCAAAACCGGUAAAAUCGAACCAUUCAUGAUCAGAUCCACAUGUAUGUAGAAGGGCAAUUUGGUACAUUCCUACCACAUAUUUAUCUUAUUACUGAAAUAAACCUGGGUCACGCACACAAAACAUCACACUUGUACUAAUGUCAUUUCCACGCGUACCCCUCCUUCCUGUAUACACACACACUAUAUAUAUAUGUGUGUAUAUAUCCACUAAUUCACUUGACAUAUCCACUAAAUAUUCAAAGGUUAAGAUCUCAAGCGUUGCUAGAAAAUAAAAAUAAUUCCAAAUGGGUAGCAGGCAUGAAUUUUCCGAUACAGAUUCCAACAACACCGAUAACUAUUCCAGCGGUUCUGAUGAACCGCUGGACGAGGUGUCAACCGGGUGCAACAAGAACACGCGGGGUAAUUUCGGAAUUCUACAAGCUUGGGAGCCGGUUUACGUGCUAGUAUGCACCACCGGUUUGUUCAUUGACCCGCUCUUUUUUUACGCACUCUCUAUAAGUGACUCGUAUCUGUGUGUGUUCAUCGAUGGGUGGUUUGCGGUUACUGUGACGGUGGUCCGGUGCAUGACCGACGUAUUGUACGUGGCUAACCUGUGGCUGCAGUUCAAGUUGAACAAGUGGUCGCGUCAUGAUGUGAGAUUACGACGUGACGACAAGAGUUCAUGCAACGUGGCGAACCGGCUUGUAACGGUGGCUUGGAGAAGGGUUCUGUUUGAUUUCUUUGUCAUCCUUCCCAUUCCUCAGAUAGUGUUAUGGGUGGUAAUCCCCGCAAUGUUAAAAAAGGGGAAGACAACAGAAAUCAUGACGGUUGCUUUAGUUAUGUUCUUAUUCCAAUACCUUCCAAAGAUCUAUCACUCGAUAUGUCUUUUGCGACGAAUGCAAAAACUCUCCGGCUACAUUUUUGGUACCGUUUGGUGGGGAAUCGCUCUCAAUUUGAUUGCUUACUUUGUUGCCUCUCAUGCUGUAGGAGCUUGUUGGUACUUGCUUGGUACGCAAAGGGCUGCGAAAUGUUUGAGAGAAAAAUGCAUGGAAACUAACGGACGGUGUCUGUGGAGAUUUUUGUCAUGUCAAGAACCUAUUUAUUACGGUACACGCAACAUUGUUAGAGAUCCGGGGAGGCUCAUGUGGGUGGCGGACAAAGAUGCAAGAACAACUUGCCUUCAGAAUGACGAUAAUUCUAGCUAUGGAGCGUAUAAAUGGACGCUUCAACUCGUCGCUAAUGAUAGCCGUUUGGAAAAGAUAUUGUUUCCUAUCUUUUGGGGACUUAUGACUCUUAGUACAUUUGGCAACUUGGAGAGCACAACGGACUGGCUAGAAGUUGUAUUUAUCAUCAUAGUUCUCACAACCGGUCUUCUUCUAGUCACUAUGUUGAUUGGAAAUAUUAAGGUGUUCUUGCAUGCAACAACAUCAAAGAAACAAGCUAUGCAACUGAAAAUGAGGAAUAUAGAGUGGUGGAUGAGGAGGAGGCACCUACCUCAAGAGUUCAAACAAAGAGUAAGAAACUACGAGCGACAACGAUGGGCAGCAAUGCGUGGUGUGGAUGAAUGUGAGAUGAUACGCAAUCUCCCUGAGGGCCUUCGGAGAGACAUUAAGUAUCACCUUUGCUUGGAAUUGGUCAGGCAGGUACCUUUGUUUCAACAUAUGGACAAUCUGGUCCUCGAGAAUAUAUGUGACCGUGUCAAGUCCCUCAUUUUUACCAAGGGAGAAACUAUCGCAAGAGAAGGAGAUCCUGUACAAAGAAUGUUAUUCAUAGUAAGAGGCCAUCUCCAAAGCAGUCAAGUACUUCGAGACGGUGUAAACAGUUGUUGCAUGUUAGGCCCAGGAAACUUUAGUGGCGAUGAGCUCUUAUCCUGGUGCCUUCGAAAACCCUUUAUUGAGAGACUACCGCCAUCAUCAUCAACACUCGUAACCCUUGAGACAACCGAGGCUUUCGGGCUAGAAGCCGAUGAUGUAAAAUAUGUGACACAACAUUUUAGGUAUACAUUUGUGAAUGAAAAAGUGAAGAGAAGUGCACGAUAUUAUUCCCCAGGAUGGAGGACUUGGGCAGCGGUUGCGAUCCAACUGGCGUGGAGGAGGUAUCGACAUCGGCUCACUUUGACAUCAUUGUCGUUCAUUAGACCAAGAAGACCGUUAUCUAGGUGUUCUUCGCUUGGAGAAGAUCGGCUAAGACUCUAUGCGGCUUUGUUGACUUCACCCAAGCCAAAUCAUGAUGAUUUUGACUUUUAAGAUCGAUCAUAAAAAUAUUGUGCUACUUGUAUGUUGUGUGUAAAACCAAUAAUAACGGAACUACAUUUUAAAUUUGCAA
Helianthus annuus (common sunflower) is the source of this 2457-nucleotide messenger RNA. RefSeq names its product cyclic nucleotide-gated ion channel 4. The coding region runs from base 438 to 2378 and encodes 646 amino acids. The record is from RefSeq and is a predicted model, not a curated record. The transcript has 7 exons. Lineage: Eukaryota; Viridiplantae; Streptophyta; Magnoliopsida; Asterales; Asteraceae.